Messenger RNA from Lagopus muta (rock ptarmigan), 4427 nucleotides. It is a transcript of the gene TEDC1, whose product is annotated as tubulin epsilon and delta complex 1. The record is from RefSeq and is a predicted model, not a curated record. The transcript is spliced from 8 exons. Bases 2543 to 3859 code for a protein of 438 amino acids. NCBI's taxonomy places the organism in Eukaryota, Metazoa, Chordata, Aves, Galliformes, Phasianidae.
ACACCUUUAGCACUAGUGCCAGUAAAUAUCAGUUUUCUGCUUUUUUCCCUUCUUAAUGUAUUACAAUGUCAUGGAGAGUAGGGAAUUUUAUUAACCUAUUGAUUCUUACUUGGAAUCGUAAUUACUUUCCAGAUCUGUGCAGCCUGUAUCAGCCUGUCGGCUUUCAUUUUUUGAUUUGCCUCCCCUAUUCCCUGUGCUUAACACUUCUGCUUUAUUCGACCUCUUGUCUUACUCAGAACUCUUACCAUUUAUCUGUUUUGCUACUACCACUGCCAUAUUACAGUAGCUGCUAAUGAACACUCUUUUUAAGAGCCUGAAACCUAAAUAGAGGGCACAGGAUCCCUAAUGGUUCUCCUGCAGAACUUCUCUCCUCUAAUUUUUGCCAGAAAGCACUGGAAGACUUUUAGUUAAUAUUUAUUAUUGCUUGACACAGCGAAUACACUCUUACGAUUUUCUCAGACACUGUGUCAAGUUAAAACACUCUAAAAGCAAUGUCUGAAAUGAUCAAAAAGACUUGUAAUUUAGGCUUUUCGCAGUCAUCAUUUAUUGAACUUGUUUCUUUGGGUAAUGUCUGGAUUUCAAAUAAAUACAAAAUUACUUGUACCUGUGAUGUUAUGGCUGGUUUUGGAUGGGGCUCUACCCUCAGUCACUGGAGUCAUUUGAGGUUUCACAAUUGGAGCUUCCAAUACUGAGUGAAUACUGAGUGCAAAUAUGAAGGCAUAGUGGUGCAGAUGCACCAAGUGAUGAAACCGAGUGAUGUUAAAAUGUUUCAGUGUCUCUCCUGCCCUCCGUUGGCAAGGAGUGGGCAGUGCCUUUUGAUUUAAGUGGGAAAAUCCUUCACCUCUGGUGUCCCACUUCUUAAGUGAAAAGGGUUCACUCUCAUUGCAGGAUCUUUGGAAAGAAAUCACUUAUUCCUCAGGAGAUCCACAUGGACGUACAAAGGAGAGCAUGGCAGGCCUUCCUGCCUCUGGCAGAGCUCUGCCUUACCUCUGGUCCAAGGCAGCUACUGUUUCUUCUUCUCUUUACCCCUUUCCUCCAGACUCCCUGCUGAUGGAUCACGUUGCAUCUCUUUGUCUCACUGGAUACCCCCUGUCAAGCUGCUUUCCCACAGUGGAGCUAAAUGGAUGUGAGCAAACAGGACUGCAGUUGCAGGCAGAGAAAGUGUAGUGCAAGACAUUAUCUGUACUGCAAUUUGUUCAGCCCAGCAAAACGUGGCAUUCUCCAAGUUAAGGUCUGCCUUGUCACGUGUCUGUGUGUUUGACUUCUUUCAUCUGGAUGCAUAAUGCAGUCAUUUUGGGACUUGAAGUGUUACUUAUAGAGUGACACCCUUGACCUUGUAGCUCCAAAGAUGGGCAGUGCUGCUGUGCUGUGUUAAAGGCAUAGCGCUUUUUCCCUCAUGCAGAGCUUCUAAGCGAGGCCUUCUGAACAAGGAGGGCUGGAAUGUGUGACUCGCUCUGGUGCCUCAGGCUUGUGGCUAUUGCCAGGCAGGCUUGUUUGAACAAGGCAGCAAGAAGUAGGAGCUGUGCUCGCAUUUUGACUUCCCUCAGCAUCUUCUUUUUCACUCUUUGCCAAUGAGAUACCAGCAGAGCUCUUGGGAGUGCCACAGAGAGGAGCAAUUUUUAUAAGAGACAUUGAAAUUUAAAAGCUGAAAGGUCUUGCAGAAACACAGCAUUUUUCUUCUUUUUUUUCUUUAAUCUUGCUUCCGAAUAUGCUAUGAACAUCACUUCUACUUUAUGAGCACUUUCUUUUUAAAUGGAAAACAUGCUCUUCUGUGCUAAUAUCUGGAUAUUUAGUUGGCAUGUUGGUUUCUUACAGCACCAAUCUUUCCAUGCACACGGCAGUCUGGAUCCUUCUGUGUCUAGGAGGAGAGUUAAUUAGCAUUGUUGAUGGAGCUCUUAAUGAAAAUAGUGUUGUCCCUUUCAUAUUCCUCUAUUCAAAUUGCUCCUUUUCACGUUUUCCCCUCACACAGAUAGAUAUAUGACUGAAUUAGGAAAGUGUGUCUGAUAGUCUGGUAUUUCUAGCUACAGUGCUUAAAAAAAAAACAAAAAACCUACCUCUUUAAAGCUGUGUAAUUACACUGGUUAACAUAUGUUAUGUCACAUACAAACCAUUGUCUGAGUUAUGAGCAGUUCAGAAUGAGCUCUCAGUAGAAGCUUACAGGAGCGCUUUAUUGCUGUGAUUUAUAUGGCUGUUUUGCCUUUCGGAAGCCCUGCAGUGAGCAAUCGAGAGGUGUUCCUUUGGGAUAUGAGGCUGUGUGUGUACUGUAGUUGAGAUCUGAGAGUAAAUAGUUUCUAUCUAGGCACAGGUUGCCUUUAGUGGAAGUGAAUACCAGGGGGAGCACACGUUAGAGUGUUUAGCUGACUGUUGCUUUCUGCUACACCACUCAAGGGUUGCUACCCACUGGGAAUAUGACUUGGUGCAUGUAUCCCUGUGCUAAGCGAGCUCCAACAAGGCUGUGUCUCUGUGGGAAGAACAGUGAGCUGUUUCGUGGCUAUCCAAAUAUGGAAGCAGAGAUUUGGGCCUUGGGGGAUUUGGAAGAAGUAUGGGGAAAAGCUGCAGCAGGCUGGGGCUGAACCAGAGCCUGCCACCGCCCUUUCCUUACCAACAGAUGGCAGCUCAUGGUUGCAAAAGAGCAUCUCCCAGGGAAGCAGCCCUGCUGGAGUCCUGCUUUCACAGCAGUGCAGGCAGUGUGGGCCUGUUCCUUGGGUGCACCAGGCAGAAUGAGGCAGUGCAUUGUUUCUUCAGAGUGGUAACGACAUUGGUGCGAGGCUGUGCUAAUCCCAGGUGCUCUGCUGAGUCUGUGUUGUCCAGUUGGACAGGACUAGCUCUGGUGUCACCGGUUGGAAAAGAUUCCAGCACUGCAGUGAGAGUCUUAGCUGAAAGCAGGGAGUCUGUUUGGAAAUGGGAAGGAUCUUUGUGCAAGAGGCUGGGGAAGUGUGAAGAGGAUCUGUCUUACAGUGAGAAGGAUACAACUGAGAUGGCACCUGGGCUGGAGAACAGAGUCGAUGUUCGAUACCUUCAGUGGUUAAAUGGGAAGCUGAGGUUCCAGUGGCGGAGUCUGCAUGCUCAGCAGCAAGAGCAGUGCAAGCUUUUACAUAAGAUCCAUUUGUUCACUAGUGGCUCUCAUACGGACCGGACCCUUGGACAUUUUUCUGUCACAGAAACAGAUCUUGUCAGACAUCCAGAGAACUACAACCAGCUGGUACAGCAUCUGGAGUUGGAAACCAUGCAACUAGAAGCCUUUCUGGAGUGGAAGCAACUGGAAGUGGUUUACUGGCAGUGGAUGGAAACCGUGUUAGAUAACAUGGCUGAAGAGGGAAGCGUGCACUCGGUGCAGGACACUCCUGUGGAGACCAGCAGGCUGCAGGAGGGGGCCACGUGCUGCCCCUGGGCUGAAAGCAUGACUGCGCAAAUCGACAGGUUGUCUGGGGAGAUGACAGCUCUCCACAGCCAGCUGGACAAGCUGGUAGCACGCCGAAGGUCUGCCUGGUGUCAGAAGGUGAAAACAAGAGAGGAAGAACUGCAGAAGGAGGACUUCUCUGCCAAACUAGGAAAGAUAGAGGAAUCAGUGGAGCUGAAGCUACUAGAUCUUAUGAACCACAGUGCUCCAAACAGAACUAGAAUGCACGGGUCAUGCAGGCUGGUGUUUAGAAGCAAACAUUCUGCCAGCAAAACAGGCUUUGGUGGAUCUGUAUCUAAGGAACCCGCUCCAGCUGUCAGUGCUACAGAGGUGAUCAGAGAACUGCGGAUGAGAGAGGCCAGCCUACAGAGAGAGCUGAAGCAGCUGCAGGAUGAGUGCAAGCAGAGGUUGGAUGGAAUUGCAGAGAGGUUGGAUGGAGUGAUUUGUAUCUCUCCUUGAAGAGAGAAAGCUGGACUCAGAAGAACAAAGGAGUGGGCUUAUUUGAUCAGAACACACUUGUGCGUUUGGCAUGGCGGAGUGCAAGAUGAGGAACCAAAUGUGAGCUUUGAUAAUCAAGCCUGGGAGCAGUGACUUGUUUCUGCUUUGUGACUUGCACUGGGGCCAUAACCUUUGUGGUUCUGCCUGCAGUCUCUUUAUUGCUAACCUUGCCAAUUAAAUUCUGCAGCAGGCCUUAGUGGGAGUGUGCUUACAUCUCCCUUUUAUCUUUUAGAUGUUUAGUUCUUCUGCCAAGCACUGGCUCUUCCAGAAUGCUCAUCUGCUAGACACAGCUUUCUUUGAGGCUGCAGAUUGGAGUACUAAUUGCAUACAACAUUUUCCAGCAAGUGGAAGCAUUCAUUAGUCAGAAAAAUCCAGGUACUGGAGAACAUACAGAGCACCAAGGCUCAGAGAGAUUGGGAAAGUGUGCUAUUUUUAAUUCUGCUGGUUUGCAUAUUUGUGGCAACUAUAAGGCAGCCACUGUAAAGAAAAACAAAUGCCUGAUAAUAAAUAAAGCUGCACGCUGACUUCA